This is a messenger RNA of Eimeria mitis, 2385 nucleotides long. RefSeq lists its product as uncharacterized. The record is from RefSeq and is a predicted model, not a curated record. The transcript is spliced from 7 exons. Bases 1 to 2385 code for a protein of 794 amino acids. Lineage: Eukaryota; Apicomplexa; Conoidasida; Eucoccidiorida; Eimeriidae.
AUGGAUAGGCAACCAACUCAACAGCAGCAUCUGCUGCAGCCUCACCAGCAGCAACAAAACCAGUACCCGCGCCAGCAGCAACAACAGCAACCCAACCACCCUCAAAGGCAGCAACUGCACCAUAUGCCGCCGCAUCAACAACACCCUCAGCAACAUCAGCAAGAAGAACAACGCCAACGCAUAGUGAUACAGAAAGAAGCCUCUGUCCUCUCCCACCGAGCAGCGAGUCUACCACCCUCCACCAGGCAGGCAUCCCCUCGUGUUCCAGCUCAAAGCAUUCCCAACCACAUCCAGCAACAGCAGAACCAGCAAAUGCAUCAGCAGCAGAGACAGCAAAUGCUUCACCAGCAGCUCGGUGGCAACGGCCUUGCAAUGAGACCCACACAGACGCAGCAGCAACUUCCGUUCGCUGAACAAUACAGGCAGCAAAUGGCAGAGUCUCAGAAGGGGGAAAUUAUCGAGGCCCCACUUCUAACUGGCCCAGCAGCAGGGGCCUCCCGCUUUGAUGUAUUCCGAGGCCCCUCCCCUUGCUACUCGAACCCCCCUGUAUACCCCUCCUUCCCAUUGUCAGGCGCGGCAUCAUCAACGCUCCAGCACCAGUGGCAGCAGCAGCAACAGCAGCAGUGGCAGCAGCAGCAGCAGUGGCAGCAGCAGCAGCAGUGGCUGCAGCAGCAGUGGCACCAACAGCAGCUGAUGCAGAUGCAACAGCAAAUAAGGCCCCUCUAUGGAGCCCCUGGGUGCGCCGAGCCUAUGAAGCCAACCAGUGCGAUGCUGCGUCCGACCCAGCUGCUUCCUAUGCGGCUGCUAGGAGACCUCCGGCUGUACGUCCCCCACCGCGAACCCUUUUUGGGAGAAGGCGGAAGCGUGCACAUGUACCUUCUGGGCAAGCAGGUAAAGCACUCUGUGGCUACAGACGAGGCGGAGGAGUGCACCCGAGACGUUCUGACCCUCAUUGAGGCCAGGGAGGUUCCCGCAGAUAGCACGAUGCCCCUGCUCAUACACGACGGCCGUGUGGUCUGCGGAGGCCCUGAGGUAUGCCUUCGAUAUUUGGCCAAAAAGCUCGGGCAGUACGGCAGCGAUCAUCUCAAGGACGCACUGCAAGACAGGCUGCUGAUGGACCUCAAUACUUGGUUCAAUGUUCAGCAAGCCGCAGUUCAGUCCAUUCUCUCUCCAGAUUCGGUGGCUAAGGAUGCCGUCAGCGACUACCUUAAGAGCCGGCGUCAUUUCUACCUGGAAGCCGAGAAGCUCUUAUCGUUUUUCAACAACAAAUACGCGUCCGCAACGCAGCAGGGGCUUGAUGGCUCGCUGAGGGCCCCCAGCGUCACGCUUGACGCCUCCAUAAGAGGACCGAUGGUUACACGACUGCAUCCUUUCUUUCUUGGGGAAGAAGACUCCCUGGCAGACUAUUUUCUCUUCUCGCUCAUUGACGACGAUCAGAGGAUAGCCGAGUGUCUUAUCAGCAGCGGCAGCGAGGGAUGCUCCAGUGGAGAGCAAAAGCAGCAACAGCAACAGCAACGGCACGGAGACUCUGAAACUUCAGAGGUGGAAAUGCACUACUUCAACGAAACACCUCACCUGCACGCCCUCUACGUGUCUCUGCUGAACCUGCCUCUUAUACAGGAGGCGUUGCUCUCAAACGACAGUCAGGAAACAGCAGCAGAAGCAACACCAGGAACAGCAGCGGCAACUGCACCUGACGAGGAAAGCCCAGAUGUUUCCGGGCGACCAAAGGAGCGUAUGGUGCCUUGCGUUGCUACGGAGGCCUCCACUGCUGCGUCCGUUAGCGACUCACCCCUGCAACACCUGCAGCGGCAGCAGCUGCUGCAGCUGCAACAGCAGCAACUGAAGCAGCUACAACAGCUGAGCCUAACUGGAUCCCUCGUCCAGUGUGGGGAAGGGCCCCAGCCUUACUUCUUACCACCUGUGGGGGGCAGCUACUGCCUACCGCGGACCCCUGGAGCUGCUGCAGCGCUGCACACCACCCUGCCCGGGGGAGUUUCAGGGGGGAUCAUUGGUGGUCCCUGUGCCUUUUCCAGCGGUGCUGGCUACAUGCAACACAUGAUGCCUCCGCAGGCAGCAGCCGCAGGGGCCCCUUAUAGUGGGACAUGCGCGGGGGCCCCAUGCUACUGGCAACCCCUGACACCUGGGGGACCGCCACAACGCCAGCAGAACGUACAGACAGCAGAAUGCAACGCUUACACAGCCGUGAAUCCUGGUAAUGGUCAUGCACAGCAGUUGCAGCUGCACCUCCAGCAGCAUGCAGGCCAGAAAGGGCCCAGCAUGCCUCAUGCGCAGCAGCCGCAGCAACACGCAGCCAUGAACCCACCCCACUGCCCUUCCCCGCAGAUAGCUGUCGGAGGCGAUCUCGGGGGAGCUGCCAAAUGA